Aethina tumida (small hive beetle) is the source of this 3667-nucleotide messenger RNA. Its product is annotated as erythroid differentiation-related factor 1. Lineage: Eukaryota; Metazoa; Arthropoda; Insecta; Coleoptera; Nitidulidae. The transcript is spliced from 9 exons. Gene Ontology annotation, biological process: positive regulation of DNA-templated transcription. Bases 5 to 3400 code for a protein of 1131 amino acids. Gene Ontology annotation, molecular function: protein binding. The record is from RefSeq and is a predicted model, not a curated record.
AAUCAUGGAGGAUAAAAAUUUGAAGAAAAUCAACGACAACGAGAGUGAAGAGGUUAAGUCUACUGCAAUAGUAAAAUAUUCAGUUCCAAAGCCUGCCCAAUUUAUGAAGCUUGAAUGUAACACAGAUCUAAAUCUACCCCCUUCAAAUUGGCUUAGCAGUUCUGUUGAUUCAUAUGGUCUGCAACAUGUUGUGUAUCACCAAAAAGGCUUUUCUAGCUUUCGAAUGGCUCAUAUGUUCCCUGACUGUGUGGGUGAUGUUGAUAUUGUAUCAGAUGCAGAAAAUAUUAAAAACUUACUCAAAAUGCCCUACAAUAAAGGCCACAUUAGUAUGAUGGUGCAUAGAGUAGAAAAUACAUUAUUGUUGGAUGAUUUUGAUAUUUACAAGCAUUUGUUAAGGACUGCAGAAACAGAAUGGGAGUGGUUAAGAAAAUUCUUUUUGGAACAAGUAAACAGUGAAACAUGUGAAGAAGACAAGAGCUCAUAUUUUAGACAAAGGAAAAGAGAAGCGUUAAAGCAAAGAAGUUUGGUAUCUAAAUUUCUCUAUCAUAGCUUAGUGGAGACUGAUAAUAAGGAGACUGUUGAUGUAAACAAGAGUGGACCUCAUCCUUUACCUUUUAAGGGACCUUUGCUUCCAGAGCCUUCACCAGCAGCUGAAGCACCUGAUCCUAGACCUGUUGAUCACAAGUUCAAUAGGAAUGUUGUAUGGACAUUUGAAGAUAUUGAAAUGUUAUUAGGGACUGAUAUGCCAAUUUUUGGGGGAGGCACUCAUCCUUGCAUUUCACUGCGUCUGCGUGAUAUGAGUAAACCAAUCAACGUACUUACCGGCAUCGACUACUGGUUAGACAAUUUAAUGUCGAAUGUCCCAGAAGUGGUCAUGUGCUACCACCUAAACGGAAUCGUUCAAAAAUACGAAUUAAUUAAAACUGACGACUUACCACAGCUGGACAACUCAAGAUUUUCACCGAAUUUGAUAAGGGAUGUCGCGCAAAGUAUCCUAUCGUUUUUGAAGUCAAACGCAACAAAAGCUGGCCACACUUACUGGCUUUUUAAAGGCAAAAAUGAAGAGGUGGUUAAGCUAUAUGACUUGACAUCCCUUUGUUCAGAAUCCGACGUAGACAAGGGACAGAAUCCGUUCACAAUUCCCGUUGCCAUGCUUUUAUACCGUGUCGCCCGUAACAUGAAACAUUCGUCUGAGAGACGACAACCUGGGACAAUUAGAAUGUUGUUAAAAAAUUGUUUAAAACUAUUGCCAGAAGAAAAGUAUCCAGAAAUUGUCACUUCUUCUUAUUACAUGUUGUCGGAUUUGUUCGUUCCAGCAAAUACGAAUCCCGAAUCACCAGACUUGGAUCAGUCCGAUCCCGAUGAUAAUGAAUCAGUGUAUGACGAUGACGAUGUGAAUGACCCCAAGGAUUCCAUGAAAGUUCUUGUUUUGAAUCCUUCAAAAACCUGCGAAAAAUUCUCGAAUUAUUACAAAGCUCCUCCGGCAAUCGUUGGUGGUACUGAAGAGAGAUGCCUACAAGCUUUGCUGCACAUUGCUGCUGGUCUGAAUUGUCUCAAGUAUUUUCCCAAGUCCAGUUGCACACCAGAGAAAAGUAACCAGGAGGAGGAAGUGCCGAUGGCGAAACCUUACGAAGCUAUACCAAUGCCUUUCAGAGAAACGGAUAGCCAAGUUGAAACAACAGAAAAAAAGGGAAAGAAAAAGGACAAAAAAAAGAAACACGAAAAGAAAGCUGCUGAAAACCAAAGUGCUUUAUUACUAAAAUCUCACCAAGAGGCGACGCCAUUGCCCACGUGGCACAAUCACGAACCAAAAGGCGAAGUUUCGUGGAAGGACCAUCUCAAGACAUUGUUGUACGAGAAGGCGGUACUGGUUUAUGCCAUCUUGACGGAACACUACUUUGCAAGCGGGCAGUACGGUACUUGCCUUCGCAACGUGGGUAUGUUAGCGCGAUGCGAGUUACUGCUCACGCGUCUCUACAAGUCCAGUGCCAUCAGGGAAAACUAUCUGUUGGGUAGGGCCGGAGAUUGUGCCAUUAUGAUGAUUCAGAAUUGGGGACAGGUUGAUGCAUUUAGAGAACAAUUAAUGAACCACACUGAUGAAGAUUACAGAAUGAUGGAACAACUUGAAAAAGAUGAACAAUUGUGUUUAAUCAAUAUAGGUCAUUCCAUAUUUAAGUGUGUGUUUUUGUACGACAUACGCACUAUAGAACAGAUGUUGAUGAAGGCUAUAGAGUGUUAUGAGGAAGCUUUAAAAAUUGCACCAAGUGACAGCAUUUUGAGAAGGUUGGGUAACAGUUUAAAUGAAGUGGCGUCAUACUACCUUAAUGAAGCUAAAAAUUCAAAAAGUGAAGAAACGAUAAUUGAAUCGUGCAAAAGAGGUGAACCAUACCUUAUUAGGGGGCUGGAGGUCUUUGAAAAGGUGAAAGAUGAUGCAAACAUUGCCUUACUUUAUUCCAACAUGGGUCAUCUAUACAGACUUCUCGCAUACGCACACACACCUCAGGAUAGAGGAGAACUGACAAAUAAAGAAAAAUUGCAUUAUAAUAAAGCGUUUGUGAAUUAUAAAAAGGCGUUACAAGUAUUAGGUGACAGGAAACAUUGUCCAGGUAUUUGGGAUGCAGUUAAGUGGGAACUUUCCACUGCUUUAUUCAACAUGGGGUGUAUCAUGCAUGAUUAUCCUUCAUCUAAUUUGACGCAAUCAGAAGCUGAGAAAGAGGUGAUUGAAACCUUACAGACGGCAUUGAAGUACUGCGAUUUGGAAGAAGAAAACCCCAAGUUCCCGUUGUACCAAUACAGGGCAGCUCUAAUCCACUAUCGGAUUGGGUCGCUGUAUCACAGACAUGUCUACAAUUUACAGAACGAUACAUCCAACAAGAAGAAUAUAAUACAACUAGCACGAAUUAAUUACGAAAAAGCAUCCAAUCUCUUCUUUUCAUCAGCAGACACAAUAAACUAUUUGACUUCUCAGAUGCAAAGAUUUGCACUGUGUGAAUUUCAAGCAGAAUAUACCAAUAUAUUGAACACCAAAAUAAAACAUUACCAGCACUGCCUACAAAUAGUGAUAGAAAUAGAUAGUCUGAUUCAUCUUUUAGUUACUAAGAAAAUAGAUGUUCCAGAAGAAGACACCUCAGAAUCAAAAGACUCAUUUAAAAGUUGUUAUUCUUUACUAGUAUUAGUCAAAAAUCGAUUGCAAUAUGUUUUGAAGACAUUAAUUAAAAUUUGUCUAACUAAGCCUCCACCAAAUAAAAAUUGCGAUCUAUUAGUAGAAUUGUAUAAAAUUUGUUAUAAACAUUCAUUUGAGCUCAAAGAUGAAAUGCCUUUCAAAGAUCUUGCUGAAAAAUUGCACUCAGUACUUAAAUUGAUCAAAACUAAUGUUGAGACCAUCAGCAGCAUAUUAUGAUUAGAUUUUGUUUCCUCUUUAAGUAGUUAAUUAUUUUAGAACGAGCAUUUAAGAUAUUUUAGGAAAUAAGUUUUAAUGUUUUAUACAUAUUUGAAUAUAUUUUUUCAUGCAGUCUCAUGAGUCAGUAUCAGUAAUAUUUACUUUUGAAUACAGGUUAUUUCUUUUAUUUAUUAUAUUAGUUAAUUUAGUUAGUAUGUAAAAAGUUAUCAUUUGUGUAUUUACUAUUUUUGUAAACUGUGAUAUGAAAUAAAGUGCUUUAUGAAAUCA